This is a messenger RNA of Prunus armeniaca (apricot), 396 nucleotides long. NCBI's taxonomy places the organism in Eukaryota, Viridiplantae, Streptophyta, Magnoliopsida, Rosales, Rosaceae. The record is from the annotation of a GenBank genome assembly.
AUGGGAGAAUGGGAGAGAGGGGCAUGGCCUGGUGGAUCUGGGCAGUGCGUAUGUCGGAUUUGGGCGGCGUGGGGAUCAAAUAGAGACGGCGGCGGCAUGGGAGAAUGGGAGAGAGGGGCAUGGCCUGGUGGAUCUGGGCAGUGCGUAUGUCGGAUUUGGGCGGUGUGGGGAGAUCAAAUAGAGAGACGGCGGCGGCAUGGGAGAAUGGGAGAGGGGCAUGGCCUGGUGGAUCUGGGCAGUGCGUAUGUCGGAUUUGGGCGGCGUGGGGAUCAAAUAGAGAGACGGCGGCGGCAUGGGAGAAUGGGAGAGAGGGGCAUGGCCUGGUGGAUCUGGGCAGUGCGUAUGUCGGAUUUGGGCGGUGUGGGAUCAAAUAGAGAGACGGCGGCGGCAUGGUAG